Messenger RNA from Symbiodinium sp. CCMP2456, 5337 nucleotides. Lineage: Eukaryota; Dinophyceae; Suessiales; Symbiodiniaceae. The record is from the annotation of a GenBank genome assembly.
AUGGUGCUGCCUGCCGAAGGGGCCCAGGAUGAGAAGCCAGCCCUCUAUGUCGUGACGAAGCCGAUUCGAGCUGAGAAGUGGAAAGACAGGAGGGUGAUGCGCAAAGCAAAGAAGCUCGCGGCCAAGGAGAUAGAACGUGCUCGUCGAAAAGAGCAAGGCUUGGAGAGCGACGAUGACGAGGUUGUCAUGGACGACGGCAAGGACUACAAGCCGGAACCUGUGGCUCAAGAGCCAGCAGAGACGAAGAAGGGCAAGAAGCGAAAAAAGAAGAAGAAGGCCCAGGAAGAUGGAGAGGAGGCAGAGGAGGCCAAAGACGAGGGAAAGUCUGCGGCUGAGGCUUUGGAGCCUCCUGCCAAGAAAAGAAAGAAGAAAAAGAAAAAGGAAAAGGCUAAAGACACGACUGGAGACACGGCGCAAGACGAGGAGGAGGAGGAAGACGAUGAGGAUGAGCAAGACGAUGCGGCCGAGGACAAUGCACCGGAGGAGGAUAAAACCGAGGGUCCUCCGGCAGAAGAAGUGCAGAAUGCCAUCCACAGUUCCGGCUUCUUCAGCGAAACCCGCUUCGAUUCUUUAGAGAUCUGCGAGCCGCUGAAGAAGGCUCUCACGGAGCACAACUUUGAGCGCAUGACCGAGAUCCAAGCGAAGUCGAUUCCCCAUCUUUUGAAGGGGAAAGACGUUCUUGCAGCAGCGAAGACAGGCAGCGGGAAGACACUUGCAUUCUUGGUACCUGCUUGUGAUCUGCUGUACAACGUGAAGUUCCUCCCAAGAAAUGGAGCUGGUGCGAUCGCGAUCUCGCCAACGCGGGAGCUCGCAAACCAGAUCUAUGAUGUUCUCAGAAACAUCUCGAAGUACAUGUCUCAGUCAAUUGCCGUUUGCAUUGGAGGAAUGAAUCGGAAACCGGAAGCUGAGAAGCUUGCAAAGGGCGUCAACAUACUGGUGGCAACGCCCGGACGUUUACUGGAUCACAUGCAAAACACCAAAGGUUUCGUGUUUCAUAAUCUGGUGAACUUGAUCAUUGACGAAGCGGAUCGAAUAUUGGAGGUCGGCUUCGAGGAGGAGAUGAACCUCAUUAUUAAGAUGUUGCCGAAGAAGCGGCAGACAUCCCUGUUUUCAGCUACGCAGACACGAAAAGUGGCUGAUCUGGCCCGGCUCUCCCUCAGCAAACCGGUUUUCGUCGAAGUCAAGACCCAAGACAACGUUUCCACUGUCGCAGGCUUGACUCAAGGCUACGUAGUCUGCCCGGCGAAUACCCGGUUUCUGUUGCUCUUCACCUUCCUCAAGAGAAACAAAGACAAGAAGGUCAUGGUCUUCAUGUCUGCUUGCAAUUCUGUCAAGUUCCAUGACGAGCUGCUGAACUACAUCGACCUUCCUGUAAACUGCAUACAUGGUCACAAGAAGCAGUCUGCAAGGAGCUCGACGUACUACCAGUUUUGUGCCGCCGAAACGGGAAUCCUUCUUUGCACAGACGUCGCAGCGCGCGGCCUGGACAUCCCGAAGGUGGACUGGAUAGUGCAGUACGAUCCGCCAGAUGAGCCGAAGGAGUACAUCCACAGAGUUGGGCGUACUGCCCGGGGGGCUUCUGGUAAGGGCAAGGCCUUGCUCUUCCUCAUGCCUGAGGAGCUUGGCUUUCUGCAUUACUUGCGCCGCGCCGGCGUUCCUGUGGCCGAGUAUAGCUUCCCCUCAAGUAAAGUGGCGAACAUUCAAUCGCAAUUGGAGCGCGUCAUCGAAAAAAACUACCACCUUCACAGGAGUUCGAGGGAUGCGUACAGGUCGUAUAUGCACGCGUAUGCGGCUCACAGCCACAAAGACUGCUUCGAUGUGCACAAGUUAGACCUUGCCCAGGUUGCAAAAGCAUUUGGCUUUGCGCACCCUCCCAAAGUGGAGUUGAACCUCAAGCACACAGCCAGGAAAAAGGCAACAGGCACCAAGGGUACCCUGCAGAAACAGCUCUCGGCAAAGUCCUCCGGGCACCAGUUCUCAGCGGACAACCCGUAUGGAAAGCGGGAUGCCGGCGACAAGAGGCAGCACAAGGAGUGGCCAGAUGCCUACAGAAGAAGGGGCGACAGUCGUCCCACUUCUUCGGACAAAUGGUGGGCUGAAGGAGAACGGCCGCCGGGGCGGCGUGCUUCGAGGCCUGCUCGCUCUUGGCGGAGUGGAAGUGCGUCACGCAGCCGCAGCCGCAGCGCAACCGUUCCAAAGGAUGGUUAUGGCUAUGGCUACGGGCACAGCCGCAACAAAGGUUUGCGCGCCCCGGCGCCGGCAGAGGUGCAAAUAGCGCCGAAGGCGGCCAAUGGACAAAAGCGACCGGUUCCCAGACCGAAGAAGAGACUCAAGAAGUCUGCGAAGUCUGGACCUGGCGCUGUGGUCGCCGCUGGCCCCAAAGGUGGCGAAGAGCACGUCGUGGAGGACGGCGAGCUUCCAACGCUGCAACAUGACCCUUAUCAGCUGCUCGAUCCAACAGAUCCGAUCCUGCCACCAAAGGUGCUGGUACCGGAAAACGAACAGACGCAGCCCAACGGGAGAGCGCUUCCGGAGGAGAGGUCACGCCUUUCAACCCACACGGCCUACUUCGAUCGGAGUCGAAGUCGAAGCUGCUCUUGCUACAGUUCCUACAGCAUGUACAGCUACAACAGCUACUCCUAUGGCUGCAGCAGUCGGAGUUGGUCACCUCGUCCGGUUUUUCCCGACACAGUGCAGCCGCCCCGGCGAAGCGAGUCCCGAGGUCGCGAGGCGCCUCCGACGAUCCGUGAGGCACCCCCUCCUUUGGAGGCGCCGCCCGGGAGCUGGGUCCCGUGUGAAGAGGCAUCAUCCUUGCAGGGCGGUGCCACGUCGUCUCACAGGCCUGGGACUUCGCCCUUCACUGCAGGAGGCCCAGCUCAUCCGGCUGCACCUGCGGCUGCGCCUGGUUGGGACUACCGACCACCGCCUGGUCAGUUUCCUCCGCCUCACUUGCCGGCCCACACCCAAGCUCCUCCUUUUUAUGGUAUGUAUCCUCCAGCGCAGUACCAGCAGCCCUCGGGCUACCCGCCGCCAGGUGCAGAUCAGCACCGUGCGAAUGCUGCGACUGUGUUUGCCGACCUUGACGAGGAUUAUGCGGGCAAAUGGGAGGUCGGGACAUCGGUGAGCUUCACCGUGGCGGUGAAUGACAAAGGGAAGCCACAGGCAAGGGACGUGCAGCAGAUUGUCGAAGACUCCGUCGAGGACCAUCGUGAGAUUGUUGUCGAUACCUCGUCAGACCAAAACUUGGACCAGAACUACACGUCCUCUCCUGCGGGAACUGGGUUUGUGACUCCACUGAGCCAGCCACAGAUGCCAGCAACUCCUGCGAGCAGUCAGUUGCCGAUGACGCCGGCAAGCCAGCAACCCACGCCGGCAGCUAUGGCCCCACAACGAACUCGCCUGCCAUCAUCCAGUUGGGCAGAUAUGGUGGACGAUGACGAAGAGGUGGUAUCAGUAUCAGAUGGACAAGCUGAGCCGGAGCCGACAGUGCCAAUGACGGCAGAGCCAGAAAUUCCAGCGGAACCCACGCCUUCGACAUGCGAUGGUCCCAAGAAGGCUUCUACUCUGGUCCAGGAGUUUAACUUGGACCCAAACCUGGCCGGAUUCGUGCUUUUGGACGCCCUUGAGACGGCGAUUGCAGAGAACCAGCCGGAGACAAUGGAAGGUCCCCCAGCGCAGUCGGAGGUCGUGCACGCUCCCACACAGACGGAGCUCAGACAGCAGGGGAACAGGUUUCUGUCCCUGCCGUUGACGGCCCUGUCCUUCGGAAGUACGGAAACCAUGGAUCAAAUUGAUCAAAUUGAGCGAACACCCGAUGCAUUUGAGGGAGAAGUCGCCUCGUGCCUUGGUUUCUCCAUGGAGAAGCCAAGCUACAUGCAGGAGCAGAAAGAGGAGCCACAGCUGCCUGCUCCAGCCCCUCCUCAAGCCAGUGAGAGCAGGAGCCAAGGAGAGCGCCGAGUGAGUUCAGCACAGGCCAUCGCGGGCAGGGUCAAGGCUGCUUUGGUGGAGACGCAAGAGGCUCGCAAGAAUCUUCUGGGACCACCACCGCUGGACGAUGCUCCUGAGAAGCCACGUUGGCCUUCUCGCAUCCAAGCUCGACGAAUGUCGCGCGAAGUGCAGCACGAACAGCUGCAGUGGCACCAGCAACAGGGUCUGUGGCCACAGACGUUGAAUCGAGGGCCACGCCCGCCGAAUGUUCCUCCGCCUGCAGUGCUGCAAGAGCCCCCUGGCCCACCACCCGACCCCAACAAGAAGAGGUUGUCCGCUACAGCACCGGUGUUCCAGCCCGGUCAGUCCUGGCAGCUUGAGGCAACCCCACCACAGCAAGGACAGAGUGCAAUGCCGCCACCACUCCAGAGCCAGGCACCGAUCCCCAUGCCAGCCCGUCAAAAGCAGCCGCCUGGACCUCCUGGACCUCCGGGACCUCCCCGCCCUCCACCACGUGACAAUCGCUCCCAGCCGCAAGGAUUUCAGAAUAUGCAUGGUCAGGGCCCGCAGCAAGAACUUCGACCUCGCCCCGAAGCACACUACAAAGGAUCGGGGCCACACUGGGAAGGACCACACGGACCGCAGGAGCACUACCCGGCACUGUACCAAGGUCGGACUACGCACUACCAGUCCCAGGCUCCGCAUAUGUCAACACCUGCGCAGGGCCCCGGAGCCUAUCCACAAGCUCGCUGGCCCGAUGAAGUUCCCGAGUCCCGAGCCCGCGAGGGCCGUGAGGGCCGUCAUGAGGGCCGUGAGGGUCAAGGCAAGCGCCGUGGUUCAAACGAUCCAAUGGGAGGCCAAGGCAAUGCGUGGGGAAAAGGCGCCGCCACUGACAGCUGGGAGGUGGAAUCAAAGCGUCACUGGCCCCCUGGGCCACCGGGGCCCAGGCCACAGGAGCGCUGGGAGGAGGGACUCGGACAGUGGGAAAACUGGGAGGAAGAAGGUGGUGGAAGCUGGGCUGACUGGGAGCCGCAGCGCGGAAACUGGACAAACAAGAACUGGAACGAAUGGCGUGGAUGGGAGGAGAGAGAAUGGAGCGGACGGAGCCAUGAGGGAAAAGGGAAGGAGAAGGGCAAGAAGCAGCAACGGCCACCCAUGCGAGCUCGUAAAGGCAGUGACGAGGUUACUGUCAUUUCAUCGACCGACUCAUCUUCGUCGUCCACACCAUCUCCACCACCAAAAGAGGAUCGCAGCAACGGUGGAAAAGGAAAUGGCCGAGCUCCACGGGCGGCGCUGCGGCGCAUGUAUCAGGAGCAGCGGGAGGCUGAGAGGGGCAACGGCAACCAUGGCAACCCUGGAAAACGACGGGAGCAGGACCAUCGUCGCCAGCGAGGAUGGCAGUCCAAGUAG